Messenger RNA from Trichogramma pretiosum, 526 nucleotides. RefSeq lists its product as uncharacterized. Bases 167 to 526 code for a protein of 119 amino acids. The transcript has 4 exons. Lineage: Eukaryota; Metazoa; Arthropoda; Insecta; Hymenoptera; Trichogrammatidae. The record is from RefSeq and is a predicted model, not a curated record.
AGCAUCAGUCGAAACUCAACGCCAGUGCAGUACAAGCGUCGAGACCCACUGUGAACAUCGUAGUAGUGUGUUACUAAGCUCUUUCUAAAUUCGGCAGGCAAGUCGAGCGUCGUGUACCAUUAUUAAAAAAGAUAAGUGAAGCAUCGUUUAAUUUGAAGACGGAAUAAUGGAUUUUCCAUUGAAAACCAAAGAAGAAUUAUUAACAUUUGAUAAGCAGUUAGAGAAUGAUGAUUUUAAGAGAGAUAUGAUUGAUUUACUUGCCAACACAGGAGGCAGAGAUAUUUCUGCUCUAACCAUCAAUAUUUUAUCCAGAGUCAUGGUUGACGAGGUAGCUACAAACUUUAGUUUUAAAGGGAAAUACAGAAAAGCCCCAUUUUCGUCUCUUAGACUGACUGAGUGUAUCAUGGCUGCUGUAAUGAGAACGUUUCCUGAAGCAACAGAAAUCUUCAUUGAAUCAAAAAUUGGUGCAUGGUUAGUUAAUGCACAAUUUCGUCAGGCAAACAGAGAACAAAAACUAAAAAAAUGA